GGUGGACGGACACCGGCAGUGCUCCGUUCGUAUCUCAUCGGUUAGCAAAGCCAGCCUCCAUUCCAUCAAUCGAAGCAUACUAUACCUACCUAGGUAAUUUACUUUAAUCGGUAUACACACACCAUCAGACAAGACAAUGAAUCCUCGGUGCACACACCUCGUUGGUUCGUUACACAGAUAACGGCCGGCUGCAUCCCUUCUCAUCCAUAUCCUCCUCCGACAUGCCUCUCUACCUUGUGUCUUUGUUUAUUCCUUUCUGUCUGUCUGUCUGUUUUCAUCGCCGUCCACGCCCGGCCUCGAGAACGAGACUCAAAGGCCUCCGUAGGUCUGUCCGGCUUCCAGUCUGCAGAUGGAUAAAUAUACGACCCGUGAGACGACUCCAUCCAUACCAUCUAUAUAACCACGGCCCAUCGGUCGCCAAUCGUCCCAAGCCAAGAUAUCACCACUCACUUUUCCCUUCGCCUACCCCACACUCCCGCCGCACACACUCUUCUGGCCCGGCGUCCCAAAGGUUACAUCCCCCUCUAUCGCCGAUACCCAGGCCACCUACUCGACACGACGCGACAUGGGGGAUCCGCCCGACAUCUUCUGCUCUCACCUCCGCUCAGCGACACCCAUGUCCGACGUCGAGAUAGUCUUUUGCUACCUUGCUACCCUACCCAACCGUCCGGUUUGCCCUCUUCCCAACCCAAGGUCCUGGGUCUGUGACGUUCCGAUCUCGUCCAAUUCCCACCAUCUGCUCCUCACCAACGGCUGAU
Molecule: messenger RNA, 758 nt
Organism: Colletotrichum navitas
Lineage: Eukaryota; Fungi; Ascomycota; Sordariomycetes; Glomerellales; Glomerellaceae
Exons: 1
Coding region: 222-635 (137 amino acids)
Source: RefSeq, a predicted model, not a curated record